This is a messenger RNA of Haplochromis burtoni (Burton's mouthbrooder), 2409 nucleotides long. RefSeq names its product glutamate decarboxylase 1-like. Bases 572 to 1204 code for a protein of 210 amino acids. The record is from RefSeq and is a predicted model, not a curated record. Gene Ontology annotation, molecular function: pyridoxal phosphate binding; glutamate decarboxylase activity. Gene Ontology annotation, biological process: GABA biosynthetic process. Gene Ontology annotation, cellular component: presynaptic active zone; cytoplasm. The transcript is spliced from 6 exons. NCBI's taxonomy places the organism in Eukaryota, Metazoa, Chordata, Actinopteri, Cichliformes, Cichlidae.
AGAUCCUGAUCCCUCCUCAUGCUCACGGAAUCAAACUUCAACUCCAUGUUCGUGACUAGGAUUCAGACCAGAGCUGUAUAGAUCCGGAGACAAGCAACCCCCCCACACACCCCAAAAAAGUGGCUCUUUAGGGGGCCGAAAGCGGCGCCAUUCAGUGUCACACCUGCAGACUGCUCUGCUGCCUCACAGAUAUGCUGCACCGCUGGAGGUAGCACCGUGAGUCAUCCGUGCGCAGUGACAAAAGAAAGACAAAGCUCGCUUUAAAUGUCAGCAAAUCAAAGUCUCAUCAACACAAGCAAGGUCACCUUGUGUCGGAUCUAACGGAGAGCCGGGACUCGGGUCUAUUGUUUCUUCUUCGUCUUGUUUGAGUGGAAGAGCGCGGCAGGCUCUCGUCCAGGAUUCAGUUUAGUCACAAAAAAUUUUUCUUUUUCUUUUUUGUUUUUUGGACUGUACCUGUUCACCUGGACACACAUAGACGCGCCCAGAGACAGCUUUGGGAGGGGAAUAAAGGAGAAAAAAAAAGUGACCAGGCUUUUUGAGGUGAGGACUUUGGCACAGGGUCUCGGGAGUGAUGGCGGCGUCUGCACCCUCCUCUUCUGGCGGCGAUCCGGAUCCCAACUCGACAAAUUUACGGCCACCGGGCUCAAGUUAUGAUGCUUGGUGUGGAGUUGCGCAUGGCUGUACUAGAAAAUUGGGGAUGAAAAUAUGUGGAUUCCUGCAGAAGAACAACAAUCUGGAGGAGAGGAGCAGGAUUGUGAGUUCCUUCAAGGAGCGCACAGCCAGGAACCUGCUGUCCUGCGAUAACAGCGGCGGAGAGGCGCGUUUCAGGCGAACAGAGUCCGACUUCUCCAAUCUGUACGCCAGAGAGCUGCUACCUGCCAAAAAUGGAGAGGAGCCAACCAUGCAGUUCUUGCUGGAGGUCGUGGAAAUCCUCACCAGCUACAUCCGGAAGACCUUUGACAGGUCUACCAAGGUCCUGGACUUCCACCAUCCCCACCAGCUGCUGGAGGGCAUUGAGGGCUUCAACCUGGAGCUCUCUGACCAGCCUGAGUCUCUGGAGCAGAUCCUAGUGGAUUGCAGAGACACGCUGAAAUAUGGAGUGAGAACAGGUCACCCCAGGUUCUUUAACCAGCUCUCCACCGGAUUAGAUAUUGUGGGGUUGGCAGGAGAGUGGCUUACAUCUACAGCCAACACUAAUAUGUGAGUACUGCAAUACAGCCGGGAUCAGCGCAAUAAAAAUGUGAUGUUUUUGAAGUUAUUAGGUUCAUUAGAUUCAGCCUAUUUUAACGCUCUUUUUUUGUACUCACUGUUUUUAAUGGCCCAUGAAGAGAGAGGCUCCCAGUAAGAGGAAUACUUCAAGGGACAUACAGUAAUUACUGUGUUUGGCAGAGGAAUGCCCAGCAUGCUCUAAUAGAUUGUCAGUCAAGCAAGAAAAUAAAGAGCACAAAAGAAGACAUUCAGAUGGCUACUCACUGGCAGUAUUGUCGAUGUUGUCCUGCGCUUAGGCUGUGGUCACAUAAUUCAGCCCUGCAGGCAAACUAAAUUGCAUAUUGAUUUGCAUUCACAGUUUACAUGUUGUCUUUGUUCCAUGUGCUGCUGGUUCCUGUGACAUAACAAUGCCGGGAGAGAAAAAUGAGUCUUUUCCCUUCACAGGAUCGGUACAGCAGCCAUUAUUGGGGCUCUGCUCAGUUUUGCUGUAGUGCAAUCAAUCCUGAAUGUGAGUUUUAAAUGACUCUUUGUCAGAGAAGACUGUGCAGGUGGGCGCAGUCAGGGCUGUAGUCUGUGGACAUGUUGGACUGCAUUACGUCAUACUUUAUAGACUGAGAAGAAUGAGUGGUGUUUUGCCACCUAAUGCGUUCAAAGGGGAAGGAACAAAACAUACAUAGCAAUAGUGCUGCAUUUGCAUGCAUCAGUGUAAAAUAAAAAAGAUGAGCGAUUAGUUUUGUUGGUAAUUUCUGCAAAAUCUAGCCGAUGAAUAAAAUAACAGGUGGAAAUACUUAAACAUUGCAGGUUUGUUUAUCAGAGCUGGAAGGUCUGAGGGAUGUCUGAUCAAAUCAGUAUUGUACAUUGUACCACUGUAACAGGGCGAGUUGUAUCACUGAGCACCCCAUCAAACAGGACUCACAAAUCAGUGUCACACUGAAAAUGUUACCAAGCUUAGUGAAUAUGUUCAUAUAGAGCACGGUUAGAUUUCUGUCCACAAAUGAAGUUAUGCAAGAAAACAAAUUUUUAUAAAGCAAACAUUACAAAUUUCUCAGUCCCAUUCCAGAUAUUUAUAUUUACUGACAUCUUCAAUACAGUCAACGUUAAUGGAUACAUGUCAGUGCACCUGUUUGAUCUGUAGUCAAAUAUCAUUUAUUUAUAUAGGAGAAAAAGGACACCUUUAUUAUUCCUAAGGGGGAAUUUAUU